Serpula lacrymans var. lacrymans S7.9 is the source of this 1743-nucleotide messenger RNA. RefSeq lists its product as uncharacterized. Bases 750 to 1445 code for a protein of 231 amino acids. NCBI's taxonomy places the organism in Eukaryota, Fungi, Basidiomycota, Agaricomycetes, Boletales, Serpulaceae. The transcript is spliced from 7 exons. The record is from RefSeq and is a predicted model, not a curated record.
ACAACUUGAAACUCAAACGUUGACAAGAUUGUCGCCCAUAUGCUUGGCCAAAUGUAUGUUUUCUGAGCGCUAGUGCAUGGUAUACAGCCUCCACUCAUUGUAUAGCUUUGAUUUCCUCGGAGAGUCUAACCACAAACCCUUCGCUCUGCCACACAUAUGACGGUGAGGGAACAGCACCGACUGCAUGAUCAUGUCUGAAACCCUAUCAUCUCCGUGAGAUAUAAGUUGAUGCAGUGGUAUGUGAUGUGUGCACACUUCCGAUCAUAUACUUUGACAAGGUGGAUCCAACGACUGUGUUAUGUACUCUCUCAGACGGCUUUUCCGAUCCGCCAACGCGUUCCACGACGGUCCGCGAUGCCAUCACCCUCGUCCAAGUACUGAAAGCUAUGCUUACCAUGCUCAAGUCAGGAAUGCCCCCACCCUUGUUAGUAGAUCCCGCAAUAGCGUUUGUUCAAGUAUUGAUAUUUCUUGGUGACUCGAAUGGACCCGCCAGGAUAAGUGAUUCUUCCACGACAAGCACAGCAAGUCUGAAUUUCAAGCAACUUACACAGCUUCCCUUAUAUUCCUUUUAAGGGUUUGGCGCCCAUACCUUUCAAGUAACGCACCCCUUGAACAAACUCCGCAGCGUCUGCUCCUUCGCACUUCCCUCACUCUGCUCUUCGUGUAUAUAACAGGUUUUCUCUUUCUUCUCCUUUCCGACCCUUCACGCUUUUCUUUCGCGAGCCGUUUGUGCCGCUUCUUCAUAUUUCAUGGUGUGCGAAGAGAGACACGUAGUGUCUAAUCCAGCUUUCUUAGAUUCAUUGGAGGAAGUGGAUCUUCGACGCCCAUUUGUCGGCACUCCCACCUCUUCUCUGAUUCCUCCUCUCCUUCAGCACACGCUUGGCACGACCCCUUCAACAAAUACAACUAAUUUACCCACCCCAGAGCCUGCUCGUGCCCCAUUCCUUCAUUAUGAAAGUGAUACACAGUUCAUCUUCUAUCCCAUUGAGUGGGACAAUAGCAUGGCUCCACCAGCUGCGCCGCUGCUGAGGGACAUGGACACUUUCACGGAAGGAACUGGUGUGGGCAGUUUCGACUUUAGCCUCGAGUCUACCUCGAAGGGGGGAUCUAGCGAGUGUAGUUUUCCCAACGGUACCGGUCGACAAUCUGUAGCGUUCUCCCCAGAGGACCCGUUGCGCUCUAUCGAGACUUGGAGAAAUGAUGUAUUGAGAAGUACCCUGGCCUCUUCCACAGAAGCUUCCCCUGUGCGUGGAUCCGGUCUGGCAGCACCUCAUACUUCCCAGGACUUCACGUAUCACCGUGUGGGGAAGCGUCACCGUUCGUCCACUAAUGAGUCUUUGCCUGUUGACGGCACAGCAUGGCAGGGAUCAUUUGGCCCUCGAGGUGAGAUCACUGACCGGACCAGUCGCCGGCAGCGAGCGUCUACACCACUGCCGUUGAUUUGAUGCUAUUUCUAGACUCUUGCAAUUUAUUUCAUUUUGUUCGUUUGACUAUAAGCUAGCUGAUAACCCUUUAUCUUACUAUAUAUGUAUUUUUCAGACAGGAAUGGUGGUCGUAUGGUGGUAUAUUACCAUAAUUUGGGUUCCUUUAAUAGUACGAUAUGAAAGUCGUAUCUACGAAUAAAUUAUCUAACAUAAUACACAUACGUCCAAGGUCCUAGGAGUAGGUACAUAGCUAUGCCGUCCUGUCACAAUGUUAUGCCGAUCGUUGCAAAUAAUCAAUACGCACUUCUUCUCUUCUCAA